Molecule: messenger RNA, 7380 nt
Organism: Wasmannia auropunctata (little fire ant)
Lineage: Eukaryota; Metazoa; Arthropoda; Insecta; Hymenoptera; Formicidae
Gene: Ufd4
Product: E3 ubiquitin-protein ligase HECTD1
Exons: 19
Coding region: 360-7301 (2313 amino acids)
Biological process (GO): protein K63-linked ubiquitination; anatomical structure development; proteasome-mediated ubiquitin-dependent protein catabolic process
Cellular component (GO): nuclear speck
Molecular function (GO): metal ion binding; ubiquitin protein ligase activity; protein binding
Source: RefSeq, a predicted model, not a curated record
AGAGUGCUGCGUGGCGAGACUGGCGAGUUGCGUGAUUCCAGUCUACAUCGAAAAUGAACGUCACAUAUGUAAAUGGCGUGGAGUAUAUAUGACGUAUCGACAAUAUAAAGAAAAAAAUUACUUACGUUGUGAGUGCUUUGUUAAGUCGAUCUGUUAACACAAAACGCAGAUCGCGUUGUAGCGGAAAUAUAUAUAUACAUAUAUAUAUAAACAAUCUGUAUAUCUGUUCUCCACGGUAGUAAACGCGGCACUUGUGUACAGAAGGAUGGCGAGUUGACCUAUCCCGAAGAAUGGAAUGUCUUGUACAACGAGCAUUGAAAUAAAAUCGAUCCAUUUGGUGCUACUGUACAAGGUACAAGAUGGCGGAUGUUGAUCCUGAGACUUUGUUAGAAUGGCUCAGUAUGGGGCAAGGAGACGAAAGAGACAUGCAGUUAAUUGCAUUAGAACAGUUGUGCAUGCUGUUACUCAUGUCCGAUAAUGUGGAUCGUUGUUUCGAAUGUUGUCCUCCACGCACAUUCCUCCCAGCGCUUUGUAGAAUCUUUUUGGAUGAAAUGGUGCCGGACAGUGUACUUGAAGUGACCGCUCGAGCUAUCACAUAUUAUUUGGACGUCUCCGCGGAAUGUACACGCAGAGUGGUUGCCAUGGAAGGUGCUGUAAAGGCCAUCUGUAGUCGCCUCUCUGGUGCUGGGCUUGGUUCUAGAGUUAGUCGAGACUUGGCGGAGCAAUGUAUAAAGGUGUUAGAACUGGUAUGCGCGAGAGAGGCGGGUGCCGUGUUCGAAGCCGGUGGUUUGCCUUGCGCGUUGUGUUUUAUCCGAGAACACGGAGCGCGCGUACAUCGGGAUACGUUACACUCAGCGAUGGCAGUCGUCACUCGAUUGUGCGGCAAAGUUGAACCUCAAGAUAAGGCUUUGCCCGAUUGUGUCGAAGCGUUGUCGGUGUUACUCAGACACGAAGAUGCGCACGUUGCGGACGGGGCGCUUCGAUGCUUCGCGUCGCUGGCGGACAGAUUUUCCAGAAGAGGAACGGACCCUGCGCCAUUAGCAUCAAAUGGAUUAGUUUCUGAACUUUUAUAUCGAUUGUCAAAUGCAGCGGGCCCUGGCACAUCUGCUACCGCGACUUGCAGCAAUCCAAAGACACCUCCGCCAUCCAGUACUGUGACCACGGUUCCAACUCCGGAACCAAAAUCUUGUGCUUCUGUUUCAACUAUAAUUAGCCUUUUAUCGACGCUUUGUAGAGGAUCACCGUCCAUUACGCACGAUCUUCUACGUUCAGAAUUGCCAGAUGCGAUAGAAAAGGCACUAAAGGGAGACGAACGAUGCGCUCUUGACUCUAUGAGGCUGAUUGAUCUUUUACUAGUCUUACUGUUUGAGGGAAGAUCAGCUUUGGGACGUAGCACUACCGGCGGUCCGUCUGGUCCGUUACUACCAAGGCUGAGACGUUUGGAUAGCGCUGGAGAAAAAUCGCACAGACAAUUGAUCGAUUGCAUACGCUCCAAGGAUACGGACGCGUUGAUAGAGGCGAUUGAUACAGGAGGGAUUGAAGUUAACUUUAUGGAUGAUGUUGGACAAACUUUACUCAAUUGGGCUUCGGCGUUCGGUACGCAAGAAAUGGUCGAAUUCUUGUGCGACAGAGGAGCGGAUGUUAAUAAAGGUCAACGGUCGUCCAGUUUACAUUAUGCAGCUUGCUUCGGAAGACCGGCUAUCGCCAAAGUUCUACUUAGACACGGUGCUAAUCCUGAUUUAAGGGACGAGGAUGGUAAAACACCUUUGGAUAAAGCCAGAGAGCGCGUUGACGAAGGACAUAGAGAAGUUGCAGCCAUUUUACAGUCGCCUGGCGAAUGGAUGUUACCGCCUAGUCAAGAACAUAGGAAACUUGAGACAGAAGUAGAAGAAUUCACGGAACCUAAGGGAGAUCCUGAAAUGGCGCCUGUUUAUCUAAAAAGAUUGUUGCCUGUGUUUUGUGCAACCUUUCAGUCGACUAUGUUACCAAGUGUUAGAAAAGCGAGCUUAAGUUUGAUUAGAAAAAUGGUGCAUUACAUCCAACCAGAAUUACUUAUAGAAACUUGUGGAUCUGAUAAAACCGGCGGAUGUGGAGCUAUGCUUGUUGAAGUAAUUGCCAAUGUUUUAGACAAUGAGGAAGAUGAGGAUGGUCAUUUAGUCGUCCUGCAAAUGAUACAAGAUCUGAUGAUUAAAGGCAAAGAUGAAUUCUUAGAACAUUUCGCACGUUUAGGAGUAUUUUCAAAAGUUGCCGCUUUAGCCGGGCCACAAGAAACUACACCCGAGCCAGAAACGGAAUCGAAUCAAUCGGGAGAAGAGCAAAGAAUGGAAGAUGCGAAAGAAUUAUUAAUAGGAAGAGCGUAUCAUUGGAGAGAUUGGUGCAUAUGUCGAGGACGUGAUUGUCUUUACAUCUGGUCCGAUGCGGCGGCUCUAGAACUAUCGAACGGAAGUAACGGAUGGUUUAGAUUUAUCCUUGACGGCAAACUGGCAACUAUGUACUCUAGCGGAAGUCCGGAAGGUGGAACGGACACAUCGGGAAAGGGGAGGAACACAGAGUCGCUUACUACUGAAGAAAAUCGUGGUGAAUUUUUGGAGAAAUUACAAAGAGCGCGUAGUCAGUUAAAGGUGAAUUUUGUAAGUCAGCCUGUACUCUCUCGGCCUGGUACUACACGCCUGGUCGUAGGAAAUUGGGCGUUAUCCAGUAGAAAGGAAAGCGAAUUAUGUAUACAUAAUAGUGAUGGCCAACAACAGGCAACCAUUCUAAGGGAAGACUUGCCAGGUUUUAUUUUUGAAUCAAACAGAGGUACUAAGCAUUCUUUUACAGCGGAAACAAGCUUAGGUCCAGAAUUUGCAGCAGGUUGGACUGGUAAAAGGGGGAAAAGAUUAAGAUCAAAGAUCGAAGCGAUUAAACAGAAGGUUAAAGUACAAGCGCAGGAGAUAUACGAGCGUUACUUUAAAGUAGCUCAAGCUCAGCCACGCGGUGUAGUUGCUAAACUCGGUGCCAUUGUUAAUCAAAUAGAAAAAGCAUCUCAAAAGCAGCAAUCUGGAAGUCGCGAAUGGCGCAAUAUACUGCAAACUGCGUUAGAACAACUUAAAGUAUUAUUGAAUGAAGAGGGUCGAGUAUCUGCAUACGAGCUGCACUCGAGUGGUCUUGUACAAGCGUUGCUCGCUUUGUUGGCUGCACCUCCUGGACCCUCGCCCCCGACAUUGAGAGCGACCAAACUUAGGAUGCAGAGGAUAACUGCAUUCAAGAGUUGUUUUCAAACAAAAGACACGAAUAAAGAGCCUAACUCGGCUAAGAUUUUAGUUCAUAAAUUGGUUUCGGUGCUGGAAUCGAUAGAAAAAUUGCCGGUAUAUCUAUAUGACACACCUGGAUCAGGCUACGGUUUACAGAUCUUGACGAGGAGAUUACGCUUUCGAUUAGAAAAAGCUUCUAGCGAGAGCGCGUUAAUAGACCGAUCUGGUCGCAGCUUAAAGAUGGAACCAUUAAGUACGAUACAACAAUUGGAGAACCAUUUGUUAAAAAUGGUUGCCAAGCAAUGGCACGAUCAUGAUAGAUCUACAUUCGCUUUUGUGAAAAGAUUGAAGGAAGAAAGUAGAAUAACGUUCAAGUAUCAGCAUGACUUCGACGAAAAUGGUUUGCUAUAUUGGAUCGGAACAAAUGCUAAAACUUGUUCCGAAUGGGUAAACCCGGGUCAAUAUGGCUUGGUUGUCGUCACAUCGAGCGACGGAAGAAACCUACCGUACGGUCACCUCGAAGAUAUACUGAGCCGUGAUUCGUCGGCAUUAAAUUGUCACACCAACGAUGAUAAAAGGGCAUGGUUCUCGAUAGAUCUUGGCGUUUGGAUUAUUCCAAACGCUUAUACCUUGAGACAUGCGAGGGGAUAUGGCAGAAGCGCAUUGAGAAAUUGGAUGUUUCAAGCGUCAAAAGAUGGUGUUACCUGGAUAACAUUGUACGCCCAUGUAGACGAUUGUUCCUUAAAUGAGCCGGGCAGUACGUCUACUUGGACGUUGGAGCCACCGAGUGAAGAGACGCAAGGCUGGCGACAUUUACGUCUACAGCAAAUUGGCAAGAAUGCUUCUGGACAGACGCAUUAUCUCUCUGUGUCUGGUUUUGAAGUUUACGGGGAAGUUACUGGAGUGUGCGAAGAUUUAGGUCGAGCAGCCAAGGAAGCCGAAGCUGGUGUACGGAAGCAGAGAAGAUUUAUUAAGACACAAGUUCUUAAGCAUUUAGUUGCCGGAGUUCGAGUGGCUAGAGGUCUGGAUUGGAAAUGGAGGGAUCAGGAUGGCGUACCACCAGUUGCUAAAGACUGUACUACUCGAGAGAAAGAAGCUAGCUCGUCUACGCAAAAUACAACGGGCGGUUGUCCUGUUGUGGUUACCAAUCCCAUGUCGGUAUCUGUGCCUAAUCUCGCUUGUUCCGAUGCUAACAAUACCUUGGAAUCAACAGCUGCUACUGGUUUGUUGGAAACUUUUGCUGCGAUGGCGCGAAGACGAACAUUAGGACCUGCGGGCGGACAACAUCUCGCUUCAAAUUCUAAUACAAGUUGUAAUCCAAUUCGAGGACCGAAUUCUGUAUCUAGUCUCGUACGAUUGGCACUCAGUCCCAAUUUUCCUGGUGGUUUGCUUAGUACAGCACAAAGUUAUCCAAGUCUGACAAGUAGUGGACAAGUGGCUGGUAGUGGCGUUACUACGACAACUGGACCGGGUUUAGGACAAGCGCUUACUAUGUCUCUGACUAGUACAAGUAGCGACAGUGAGCAGGUCAGUCUUGAAGAUUUCUUGGAAUCCUGCGGAGGUGUAGCAACUUCUAGCACCGGUGGAGGCCGUACUACCGGUGGACCAACGCUUUUGACUGAAUUGGAAGAUGACGAAGAUGGUGUCUUGGAAGAAGAAGAAGAUAACGAAGAAAAUGAUCAAGAAGAAGAAGAUGAAGAGAAUGAAGAGGAAGGUGACGGUUGCGAAGGUGAAUACGAAGAAGUAAUGGUAAGUCGUAAUCUCCUGGCAGCAUUCAUGGAAGAGGAAGCGCCACAGAGUAGCAAGAGGCGUGCAUGGGACGAUGAGUUUGUAUUAAAGCGUCAGUUUUCUGCUCUUAUUCCUGCUUUUGAUCCACGUCCUGGUCGAACGAACAUUAAUCAGACAACUGAUUUGGAGGUUCCCCCUCCUGGCAGCGAGACACAAGUUAAUAGUCGCAUAGGAUCAUUGCCUAUGCCUAGACUUUCUUUAUCGUUGAAAGGACCAGGAUUUCCAGGUAUACCCGAUGUCGAGAUAUCACUUUCUGAUUCGCACGCUAGUAUUUUUCAAGCGGUCCAGGAACUAAUGCAGUUAACCGAAUUGGGCAGUCGUCAAGAAAAAUUGAAAAGGAUAUGGGAACCAACCUACACAAUAAUAUAUAAGGAAGCUAGAGACGAAGAGUCGUCUGGCAGAGCAACGCCGAUCGUAACGUUGUACUCUCGUAAUCCGACGCAAAACGCAAAUGCAUGCACCGUUGAAGACGUUCUGCAACUCUUGAGACACAUAUUUGUCUUGGGCACUAUUCGGGACGAGGGCGCGGCCUCGGCAGAGCAGGACGAAUCGAACGAUACGACUUACUGGCUUCAUCCAGAUGAUUUCACGUCCAAAAAAAUCACUAACAAGAUUGUACAACAAAUUCAGGAUCCAUUGGCUCUGGCCGCUGGUGCACUGCCCAAUUGGUGUGAAGAACUCGCGCGAAGCUGUCCGUUUUUGUUACCUUUCGAAACGAGACGACUCUAUUUCAGUUGCACUGCUUUUGGUGCUUCACGGUCUAUCGUAUGGUUACAAACGCAGCGAGAUGCAAUCCUCGAAAGACAAAGAGCACCAGGUCUAAGUCCACGACGUGACGAUAGCCACGAAUUUCGUGUCGGUAGGCUUAAGCAUGAAAGAGUCAACGUGCCGAGAGGGGAGAAAUUAUUAGAUUGGGCGGAGCAAGUGUUGAAGGUUCACGCAAGCCGCAAGAGUAUACUCGAGGUAGCGUUUGUAGGAGAAGAGGGCACAGGUCUCGGACCUACCUUGGAAUUCUUUGCACUAGUCGCAGCGGAAUUGCAACGCAAGGAUUUGAGUCUUUGGUUAUGCGACGACAGCGUCACCGACGAUAAUGCCACGCGGCUCUUAAAUGAAGAGCAAAUGUGUAGUAUUUCCGGAGAGAAGAUUCGGCCUGCAGGAUAUUACGUAACGCGAGCCAGCGGCUUAUUCCCAGCCCCAUUACCGCAAGAUUCGGCAUGUUGCGAUCGUGCUGUUCGAUAUUUCUGGUUCCUAGGAGUCUUCUUGGCAAAAGUUCUCCAGGAUAAUAGAUUAGUAGAUUUACCAUUAUCCCGUCCAUUCUUAAAAUUAAUGUGUCGUGGUGAUAUCUCGAACAAUGUCAAUGAAAAGAUCGGUCUUACUGGCGUUACGCAGGAGAGCAUGUCAUCUAGCAUGUCAAGCAGCUUUAUAUCGGAAGAAGGGGAAACUGAUGCUGCGUAUUCUUCGUUAGAACCUUGUUGUCCAUGGUACGCCGGUUUAUUAGACAUUGAGGAUCUUGUCGAGGUGGAUCCUGUAAGGGGAGAAUUUCUAAGAGAAAUACAAAAUGCGAUCACGAAGCGUGAUAGAACUUUUUCUGAUGGUCCAAGCUCCGCUGAUGAAGAAACGUCAUUGUAUAUUACUCAUCCAUCGGGCACUUCGGUGGCUAUCGAGGAUUUAGCAUUAACCAUGACGUAUUCACCAAGUUCGAAAGUUUUUCAACAUGAUCAAGUGGAAUUAAUGGAAGGUGGCUCGGACAUUGCAGUGACGAUAGAAAACGCAAGAGAAUACGCGAAUCUUACCAUCAAUUACUGCCUUAACCAGGGAAUUUAUAGACAACUUGAAGCGUUCAAAUCAGGCUUUUCAAAAGUCUUUCCGAUGGAAAAGCUCCACGCUUUUAGUCCAGAUGAAAUGAGAGCGAUGCUUUGUGGAGAACAAAAUCCACAAUGGACAAGAGAAGAUUUGCUCAAUUACACCGAGCCAAAACUAGGAUACACAAAGGAAAGCCCUGGUUUCCAAAGAUUUGUCAAUGUACUGUUAUCAUUGACUGGUUCUGAAAGGAAAGCGUUUUUACAAUUUGCCACCGGUUGUUCGGCUCUACCUCCAGGAGGUUUAUGCAAUCUACAUCCCAGAUUGACUGUUGUGCGGAAAGUGGAUGCUGGUUCUGGUGGUUAUCCUUCUGUUAACACCUGUGUUCAUUACUUAAAAUUACCAGAAUAUCCUACUGAGGAAAUCCUAAAGGAAAGGCUGUUGGCUGCUACCCGAGAAAGAGGGUUUCAUUUGAAUUGAAUUUAUUCUCUUAUCUCAAGAUUUAAAUUAGUCAUAGAUUAUGCGGAAAAAAUUAUACUUAACAGAUCGAGAUGUGUAU